This is a messenger RNA of Eptesicus fuscus (big brown bat), 307 nucleotides long. It is a transcript of the gene CCL22, whose product is annotated as C-C motif chemokine ligand 22. Bases 2 to 283 code for a protein of 93 amino acids. Gene Ontology annotation, biological process: neutrophil chemotaxis; positive regulation of ERK1 and ERK2 cascade; G protein-coupled receptor signaling pathway. Gene Ontology annotation, cellular component: extracellular region. Gene Ontology annotation, molecular function: chemokine activity; CCR chemokine receptor binding. The transcript has 3 exons. Lineage: Eukaryota; Metazoa; Chordata; Mammalia; Chiroptera; Vespertilionidae. The record is from RefSeq and is a predicted model, not a curated record.
CAUGGCCGGCCUGCAGACCCCGCUCCUGGCCGCCCUCCUGCUCCUUGCUCUGGCUCUUCAAGCGACCGAAGCAGGCCCUUACGGAGCCGACGUGGAGGACAGCAUCUGCUGUCGCGACUACACCCGCCGCCCGCUGCCCCGCCGCCUGCUGAAGGGCUUCCACUGGACGUCCGGCUCGUGCCGGAGUCCCGGCGUCGUCUUGCUGACCCUCAGGGACCGGAAGAUCUGCGCUGACCCCAGGGUACACUGGGUGAAGAGGGUUCUCCAGAAGCUGGACGGCUGAGGAAGGAUCCUGCCCUGGUGACCG